Chondrus crispus (carragheen) is the source of this 2313-nucleotide messenger RNA. Its product is annotated as Histone demethylases (LSD1 homologs). The transcript has a single exon. The record is from RefSeq and is a predicted model, not a curated record. Bases 1 to 2313 code for a protein of 770 amino acids. Lineage: Eukaryota; Rhodophyta; Florideophyceae; Gigartinales; Gigartinaceae. Gene Ontology annotation, molecular function: oxidoreductase activity.
AUGCGAAACAACUACGAGCGCUACUGCAACGAUUUCGACGACGUUCUAGUAUCACUUCUAGAAACAACAUAUGCCCAGAUAAGUCUUUUAAGUCCUAGUCAUAGAUGGUUUUUGGAGCGGUGUGAACAAAGCCUGCUACCGUCUGGCUUCUCGAGUGCCUUAAGAGACAGAGCAAAUACCUUCAAACAGUCAAAGAGCGUCGACCCAGACGCACAAGAAGAACAAACUUUCCUGCGCUUCCCAGAAACUACGCAAGCAGUGAUCCGAGCCCGUCUGAGCGAGAACUCUCUGGAGCCUGCUCAAGCAAAUCAUCCGCUUUUUCAAUCUAAGGAACCUCCUCUGGUUCUCGUAGACCUUCGCAAUCAUAUAAUCCGGAUGUGGUACCGGGACACCCGUGCAAGAAUGGGAGUAGCAAGCGCAUUAGCAGAUGUGCCGAAACGUUUCCGUAUGCUAGGAUGUCGAAUUUUCACUCACUUAGAAUGCACGGGGAUAAUUAAUUUCGGAGCAAUUCCUCUGACAUCAGCCGUUGGUUCUCAGAGAGGGAACAAAGCUGCAUGCAAAACUGUUGCUAUCGUUGGGGCUGGGAUGGCAGGUUUAGUAACAGCACGGCAGUUACAGGCAUUUGGAUUUCAAGUGAGAAUAUUUGAAGCCCGAAAGCGCCCGGGAGGCCGUGUGCAUGCCGAGAGGGACAAGUUCUCCGUAAGCGUCGACAUGGGUGCUAUGCUUAUUACUGGGAUCCUUCAAAAUCCUGUCGCAGUUCUCGCCCACCAAACAGAUUCCCCAUUGCAUUUCCUGGAUUCCGAGUGUCCUCUUUUUGAUAUCGACGGUAGCUGGGUUCCCAAAGAGACUGAUGCAUGGGCCGAGAGGGAGUUCAAUCGUAUUUUAGAUGACACAGGUCGUUUCAGGGACAAAGAGGGUUGCUCUGAGGUAGCUAAGAGACUGUCAUUGGGUGAAGCCUUUCAAAUGGCGUUAGAAAAGCGAGUUCGUCGCAGAAAGGCCAGAGUGAGGGCUGCGAACGGCGAAGGGGAUCGGGGUGCAUUAAGGACCUUGCACAGAAAGACAGCACGUCGUUGUGAUAGUAGUGGUGAGGAGGAUGACAGUGAAUACUUGAAUAUUCCAUUGAACAAUUCAAGAGAUCCAGCAAACUUACUAGUAUCUAAUAGUGUACCAACCCACCACGCGGAUGGUGGUUCAAGUUGUUUGGGGGUAAUUGAGCCGCCAAAGAACUCAGAGCGGCCAAGAAAGAGGUCGAAAGUGGUUAAUGGUAAUGCCAAAUCGCAGGUUGGGCGCCCCGCGGUGGAAGCACGAGCACCAUUUCGAAAUGGGCAUUCUGAGAAAAAGUUCCAGUCAAUGGACGAGAAGGUGGCAUGUCGCCUUUUACGGUGGCACAUAGCAAACCUCGAGUACGGAUGUGCCGCAGACAUAAGCAAAGUGAGUUUGUUACACUGGGAUCAGGAUGAUCCAUACGGGUUUUCAGGUGAACACGUUCUCUUAAAGCAAGGUUAUGAUCCACUCAUUAAUGGUUUGGUCGACGGGCUUGGGGAUAUGCUGGAGUUGAGAUCAGAGGUAUCAGCAAUUGAUUACUCUGAAGAGAACGGAUCUGUACUGGUUGAAGUGGAAAACCAUCGUGGUUACGUUGAAGAACAUGAAUUUGAUUUUGUCGUGGUUACCGUGCCAUUAGGGGUACUCAAGAAACGUACUAUCGAAUUUAGACCAACCCUUCCCUCAAAGAAACUCGCAGCUAUCAAUCGCCUUGGUUUCGGAGGUCUCAUGAAGGUAGCGAUGGAAUUCAACAGCCAGUUCUGGGUGAAGCAUGACAUGUUCGGGGCACUGCGAGAAACGGUAGAGAAGAGAGGAGAGUUUUAUUUCUUUUGGAACUUGGCUCCAUGUACGAAGAAACCGGUAUUAAUGACCCUUGUAGUUGAACCUUGUGUACAGGCAAUGGAAAGUCUGUCAGACCACGAGAUUGUUGAUAGAGCUGUCCGAGUCCUGCGGCGAUGCUAUCCCGACGCUCCUAACCCAAAAGCAUUCUCAGUUUCACGUUGGUCUAAGGAUGAGUUUUCAGGGGGAGUGUACACUAACAUUCCAGUAGGAUCAAGUGGUGCUGAUUAUGACAUUAUUGAAGCUCCUGUAGACCGGCGAGUGUUCUUUGGUGGCGAACAUACUACUCGGCAAUAUCCAACUACAUGCGCGUCCGCAAUCAUCAGUGGGCUUCGCGAAGCAUACAGAAUUGUAGAAGAAAAUGAGUUGACUGAGGUUUUUGCUGCCCUUCAUCUCCAAUCCCUUCGAGAAAGCGGACUGACCGCAACAUAG